Messenger RNA from Cadophora gregata, 765 nucleotides. RefSeq names its product 60S ribosomal protein L2A (gene RPL2A). Gene Ontology annotation, molecular function: structural constituent of ribosome; RNA binding. The record is from RefSeq and is a predicted model, not a curated record. The transcript is spliced from 7 exons. Gene Ontology annotation, biological process: cytoplasmic translation. The coding region runs from base 1 to 765 and encodes 254 amino acids. Gene Ontology annotation, cellular component: cytosolic large ribosomal subunit; ribosome. Lineage: Eukaryota; Fungi; Ascomycota; Leotiomycetes; Helotiales; Ploettnerulaceae.
AUGGGACGGGUCAUUCGAAAUCAGAGAAAGGGCCGUGGCUCGAUCUUCACAGCAAACACCAGAUUGAACAAGAACCCAGCUCAAUUCCGCCAGCUCGAUUAUGCGGAGGCUCACGGUUACAUCCGAGGCGUUGUGAAGAACAUCAUACACGAUCCCGGGAGAGGAGCACCGCUCGCUCGCGUCGUUUUCCGUGACCCAUACCGAUUCAAGCUUCACACCGAGACUUUCAUCGCCAACGAGGGAAUGUACACUGGUCAAUUCAUUUACGCCGGAAAGAACGCUGCUCUGACCGUCGGAAACAUUCUCCCUCUCGCCAGCAUCCCCGAAGGAACCGUUAUCUCGAACGUUGAGAGCAAGGUUGGAGACCGUGGUGCGUUGGGACGUACUUCCGGAAACUACAUCACUGUUAUCGGACACAACCCAGAUGAGGGCAAGACCCGUGUCAAGCUCCCAUCUGGCGCCAAGAAGGUCAUUGCAAGCAAUGCCCGUGGUAUGAUUGGUAUCGUCGCAGGUGGUGGACGUACCGACAAACCAUUGAUGAAGGCGUCGCGUGCUAAGCAUAAGUUCGCUGUCAAGCGCAACUCUUGGCCAAAGACUCGUGGUGUUGCCAUGAACCCCGUCGACCAUCCUCACGGAGGUGGUAACCAUCAACAUAUCGGUAAGGCCUCGACUAUCUCAAGAUACGCUGUCCAGGGACAAAAGGCUGGUCUUAUCGCUGCUCGGAGAACUGGUCUGUUGCGCGGUACUCAAAAGGUCAAGGACUAA